AUUAGUACCAGUCCCUCAUCAGCUUUGAAACUCAAAAUGGCGGAACGCAGCUGGAAAAUAUUUUGUCAACUGUUUUAGUAUUUUCCUAUUGYUCCAUUGCUACAUAUAAACUAUUGUCUGAAGAUAAAUACCGAGAGAUGUUGUAGCUUUUUUAUGGAUAGUUUUACUGGCGUAUUUGCGAUUSGAAAGKCACUUCCUUGACUUCUCUGACAGUCUGACUGAAGAAGCUCCUUUCAAAACACUCAAUUUUCAAAAUGUUCACGCUGCUCUCUGGUCUUUGGAAAUACUUAUUUCAAAAGGAUGAGUACUUYGUGCUCAUUUUAGGCUUGGAUAACGCAGGAAAAACGACUCUUCUUGAGCAAAUCAAAAGAAAGUUUUGUCCAUCAUACAAGGGUGUUCCAUUUGAAAAACUGACACCAACAGUUGGUCUAAACAUCGGUAAAAUUACCGUUAGUCAUGUCAAACUGAUAUUCUGGGACCUUGGUGGGCAGCAGGAAUUAAGAACCUUAUGGGAUAAGUAUUUUGAAGAAUGUCAUGGAGUCAUCUAUGUUGUGGAUUGUUCAGAUGAGAAAAGACUAGAAGAGUCACACAAUGCAUUURAGGAAAGCCUUAAACAUGAAUUUCUUAAAGGAGCACCUAUACUUGUACUAGCCAAUAAACAGGAUAUCCCUGAAUCCCUUUCCGCYGAUAAAAUCCAGUCAAUUUUCCAUCCUGAGUCUACYGUUGAGGACCAAAAAGAUUAUUUGWUACAGCCAACAUCUGCACUAAAUGGAGAUGGCAUUGAAUCUGGAAUUCGCUGGAUUGUUGAGCAGGUGAAACAAAACCUUGAUCGUCCACCUCGACCGAAAGACAUCUCAUGACUGACAGCUAAGUUUAUGAAUCAAACAAUGGUUAAUAGCAAAGUAUAUCUACAGAUAUGAAGAACCGGAUUAAAUCAAAGGUUCUGGAUGAAGAGCAAGCUGUUCAGCGCUUCGCUCAAUUGUGCUUAUUUGCUCAAUUUAAAAACUCAAUUUACUAUAAUCAAAAAAMCUAUGACAAAAAUAUCUUCAUGUACAAAUGUAAGCUUAUCUUAAACAGAGUAAAUAAAAGGUGAGUCAAAAAUUGAAAAACCAAAUAUUUAGAAAUAAGGAAUUGAUUAAAACGACUAGAUUGUAUUUUAAAACUGAAYCCAUUAUUAUAACGCURGGAAAGGCUCACCAUGAUAGCUUUCGAUACAYYCACAUAGCAYCUUCAAACUUUAUCCGAUCACUAAGCACUAACGUACACCUAUUGUAGGCCCUGACUCGUCUCUCUAGCGCGCAAUGCAUCAGUGGAAAGACGCCAGUUCGACAUUAGUGCAGAGUUAGUAGAGGGGACUAACUCAGAUCAGUGUAUCCAGAUACCAUUUAAAUUUUUCAAUACACCCUCCGUUGGCCUGGUGUGGGYAUAAU
This is a messenger RNA of Exaiptasia diaphana, 1430 nucleotides long. RefSeq names its product ADP-ribosylation factor-related protein 1. Gene Ontology annotation, biological process: protein localization to organelle; intracellular protein transport; Golgi to plasma membrane protein transport. The record is from RefSeq and is a predicted model, not a curated record. The coding region runs from base 255 to 860 and encodes 201 amino acids. Lineage: Eukaryota; Metazoa; Cnidaria; Anthozoa; Actiniaria; Aiptasiidae. Gene Ontology annotation, cellular component: Golgi apparatus. The transcript is spliced from 7 exons. Gene Ontology annotation, molecular function: GTPase activity; GTP binding.